Molecule: messenger RNA, 7011 nt
Organism: Ectocarpus siliculosus
Lineage: Eukaryota; Phaeophyceae; Ectocarpales; Ectocarpaceae
Source: the annotation of a GenBank genome assembly
AUGGUGGUGGCGGCAGAGGCGGGCGUGCAUCCUCCGCCGACAGAGAGCGACACCGGUACCAACGUCAGCAACAAUGACGAUAGCAGCACGGGUCAGCCGCCGUCCGGAGGGGAGGAUAAGCUACUCCUGGCGAUGUGCCGGACCAUCAGGAAGGAGACGGGGUGGCAGGAGAGGACGCUGCGGCAAGCCUGCGACUGGGCCACAGGCGAGCUCGAGCAAAACCAGCAUCCCGGGGUAGGGAUGGCGCGGUACUACCGUGUGGUCGAGCUCGCGAUGGGGUCCAAGUCCGAGGACGUCGUUGAAGCGGCCCUGGGCCAGCUGCACAAGCUAAUCGCCGGUGGCCUCGUGAGGAGGAACACCAUGACCACCCUCAAGGACGGGAGCUCCGCCAACCUCGGCGAGAUCCUGGUGGGGGUCGUGAUGGAGACAGGGUCGCGGGAUAAGACCGUCCACGGAGAAGAGCUGCGUAAAGUUGCUUUGUUCGUGCACGAGACGUUCUUGGUGAUCGACUCCACCGCCAACAGGGCGAGGUACAACAAGGCGCAGGCUAGGGCUACUCUCGACCACAUCUUGCAGGAGGAACCGGAGCGGUCCGAAGGAGGGGAGGGGGGGCGGCGCCUAGACGAGGUGUCGCUAGCUGGAGGGUCGGGGGGACGAAGGAAGGGAAGAGAAGCGGGAGCCGGGAGGAGGGGGGGUGGGAGCCCGAGGCUGCGGGUGGGAGGAGACAACGUCGAGCUGACGGUCGUGCAGCGGGACGCUUUGAUGCUGCUGAGCGAGCUGUGUGACUGGUCGCUAGUCGACGAGCGGACGCUGAGUGAGGAGCUGGGCGGAAGCGGUGGCGGCGGCGGCGGUGGCGGGGAGAAGGAGUCGAGAGUGAUAUUGGAAAGCAAGACGGCGGCGCUGGAGCUGAUCGUGUCGGUCCUGCAGACGUACGGAGGCCCUAGGUUCCGCGCUCUGCCCGCCGCGGCCACCCUUGUACGGGGCGAGCUGUGCGCGGCGCUGCUCCACCACUGCACCUCCAACAUCACCGGGCUCGUGUCCCUCAGCCUACGGGUGUUCGUUGCUCUGAUCAAGGGCUUCAAGAACCAUCUGAAGGCGGAGAUCGAGGUGUUCAUCACGUCCAUCUUUCUGCGCAUCCUGGAGAGCGAGCACUCGGCGUUCGAUCACAAGAUGCUGGUUUUGGAAGUCAUCUCCGGCCUUUGUCGGGACCCCCUCGCCCUGGUGGAAAUGUUCAUCAACUACGACUGCGACCUCCAGGCCAUCGACCUCUUCAAAAGGAUUGCCACAGCUUUAGCCAAGGUAGCCAAAGGCCGAGCAGGGUCCGAGGGUGCCAGUGCCAGCAAGAAGGACCUGGAGCAGGACAGAUCGCUGCAGCUCAUGGGGAUGGGGGGCGCGGUGGCCAUGGUGUCUUCCAUGGUGAAGGCGGCCGAUCUGGAGGAGUUGUACGGGGAUAUGGCCAUGGUACCGAGGCGCGGGAGUGCCAGUGGAGCGCUACGCCGGGCUUUGGUCGGCCUAGGCUGUGGGGUUUUCACGAGGAAGCACGAAUCGACCGGCUGUCGUUCUUGCGUGACGAUCGAAGGGGAAGAAGACGAAGGGGGAGCAGACGAAGAGAGGUCAGUCGAUACUACUCCGGUGCCGUCGUCGCCGGCCUUGUCGCCGCUGCCGCUGUCCGGCCCGCUCCCGCUCUCUAGCACGUGGAGCGGCGGCGCGCAGAGAGCGAAGCACGCCCUCCAACGGGGCUACUCGCUUGGAGGGGCAGACGGGGGCUUCAGAGCGACCGCGGCGGAGGGGUUCGAGGACGAGGGGCCUGGCAGAGACAGGGGGAGCUUUCGGUUCGACAGCGCACAGGUGGAGGCCAUGCACGCGUUCGACACCAAGAGGCGCGUGCAGGGCGAGAUCGAGGCCGGCAUCGUCAAGUUCAACUUGAAGCCCAAAGAUGGCUUGGCCUACCUUCACUCGAAAGGCCACCUGGACAGCAAGGACCCCGCGUCUGUAGCAGCGUUCCUGCGGGCCCAGGCCGAUCGCCUCGACAAGACGGAGAUCGGUGAGUUCAUGGGCAGAGGCGCGGACCACAUGGGCGGCUUUUGCGUCAAGGUGCUGCACGCUUACGUGGACGGGAUCGACUUCACGGACAUGGAGUUUGACGAAGCGAUUCGCCAUUUUCUCAGCGGGUUCCGGCUGCCCGGGGAAGCUCAGAAGAUCGACCGCAUGAUGGAGAAAUUCGCCGAGCGGUUCUGCCUACAGAACGCGUCGGUUUUCCCGAAUCCCGACACGGCGUUCAUUCUUGCUUUCAGCAUCGUCAUGCUCAACACCGACCUUCACAAUCCAAGCAUCCCGGACGCCAAGCGCAUGACCAAAGAGGGCUUCAUUCGCAACAACAGAGGCAUCGACCAGGGCAAGUCACUCCCGGACGAGUUCCUCGGCGGUGUGUUCGACCGCAUCGAACGCUCUCCGAUAUCCCUUAAGGAGGACGACCAACUCCGACGUAAGGCGGAGGGGGGAGGGUCGUCGGCGACCACCAGCCUGCAGGAGCUUCUGCCCUUCGCCGCCUCGGCGCAGAGCUUGAGGAAGCUUGCCGAGCACGAUCGCGAACGGCAGGAGAUGCUCACGUCCUCUCGGGCGCUACUAACGAGACAGAGGGGCCACAGCUCGUCAACCCCGACCAGCUACACGCACCUCUCCAUGGAGGGCAGGGGGGAAGGGGACAGCGGGUGGAUAUCCCAGGACAUCGCGGAGCACGUGCGGCUCAUGCACGAGAUCACCUGGGGUCCGCUCGUGUCCGUCUUCAGCGAGGUGUUGGAAGCCUCGGAGAGCCCUGAGCUGAUCGAACUGUGCCUGGACGGGGUCAAGAAAGCAGUGAGAAUAGCGGGAGGGCUAGACGUGCCGGUCGCCCGCGAGACGCUGCUUAACGCGCUGGUCCGGUUCACCCUCCUAGACGCGUCUCGCCACAUGAAGGACAAGAACGUCCGCUGCGCGAAGGUGCUGCUGUCGCUGGCUUUGACGGAGGGCAACCUUCUCAAGGAGAGCUGGGGGUUGGUGCUGCGCUGCAUCUCUCAGCUCGCGAGGCUCCAAAACACCGCGAGCAGGCUUCAGCAGGACGACAAUCUGUUCAGGGUGACGGCCGCGGCAUCCAGCAACAGCAGUAGCGUCAAGGGGAGCAACAGCAAGAAGCAGUACGAGGCCGCCGCUGCGGCAGCGGCCGCCGCCGCCGCCUCGGCGAAGGCGAAGCGAGCAAGGAGGGCGACAACCAUGACGGCCACCGCUCCGUCACCACGGGCCCUCCAGCGCGGCGGCGGCGGCGGGGGCGGCGGCGGCAUCACCGAGAAGGCCGGGGAGAAGGACAGUGCGGAGGCGAACGGUAAAGGUGGAGACGCGGACGCUAGCGCGAAGCAAGAGCGGCGGGCGAAGGACUCGCUAUCGAUAACCCUGCCGGAGUCUUCCUUGGGUUCGCCGAAGAAGAAACCAUCGGCGGCGGCGGCGGCGGCGGGAGGAGAAACGACGGACUGGUUGAGCGACCUGAAGAUCGCUUUCGGCGUCUCCACGACGACCACCACCCGCAAGAACGGGAGUUCUAAAGAUAUCAAGGCCGUUGCCGGGGACGAAACGGGGACGGGGGAGGGAGACGGCGGCGGCAGCGCGGGGGCGCUAGACCAGGUCAUGAGCUACGUCAAGGAGCGGGACGCGUUCCUGAAGGACCGGCGAAGAAAGGAAAAGGAGAGCGCCAAGGGGGAGCUGGCCAGCUUCUUCAUCGGUCCAAGCAGGGAGGAGAAGGAGAGGGUCGUCGAGGCAGCAAACGCCACCGUCGUGAUGGCCCAGAUUGACCAGGCCUUGAUCGACAGGGUCUUCAGCGCCACGCAGCUCCUCAACCGCGAGGCCAUGCAGCACUUCGUCGAGCAGCUCAUCCAGGUUUCUCAGUCGGAGAUACCGCAGCUAUUCGGGCGCCGGGCAAGCACUCUGGGGAACUACCAGCGGCAGGAAGGCGUUUUGAAGGGGGGGGCUGCCAAGCCCCGGGUGUUUUCGAUGCAGAAGCUCGUGGAGGUGGCCCACUUGAACAUGGAUAUCAGGAGCCGCAUCGAGUGGGCGAGCCUGUGGGGCAUCCUGGCCGAUCACUUCGGCACUGUCGGGAGCAUCUCGGGCAACAGCUCGGUGGCGAUGUACACGGUGGACUGCCUCAGGCAGCUGGCCCUCAAGUUCCUCGACAAGGACGAGUUGCGAGACUUCAACUUUCAGAGGGUGUUUCUUGGACCGUUCGCCACGAUCGUUCGGACCAGCCGAGAAACCGCCGUGCGCGAGCUCGUCGUGAGCUGCCUGAACAACGUGAUCCUGACGAAGGGGACGUUGUUGAGGUCCGGCUGGAAGACGGUGCUUACAGUGCUGCGGUCGGCGGCCGCAGACACCCAGGAAGAGGUGGUGCAGCCGGCGUGCCUAAUCCUGGAAGGGCUUGCCGGCGAGACGUUCCCGCUGGUGCAGUACGACUUUGUCGAUCUUGUCUACACCUUGCUGGAGAUGGCCGCUUCGAGAUUUCUGGAUGUCAGCUUGGUCUGCAUCGGGCACCUGCGGCUGUGCGCCAGGCAGCUAGCCGAGGGCGGCGUCGACGUCGCUCUUCAGCGACCGCUCCCCGAGGCCACGAUCUCCAACACGGGACAGCUUCCCCCGGAGGUGCUGGGCGCCGUGAGAGCCGACUACGGCGGCGGCGGCGGCCGCGGCGGCGGCCCCGGCAGCGACGCGGGCUGCUCCGAAAACAGCAACACAGACGUCGACGACGACGACGACGUUGACGAAGACCGCAGGUCCCGCAGGGCGGCACGGAACGACGCCGUCGGCCACCUUACCCUAGACCUCGACAGCCUCGACCCGCCCGUUCCCCCCGACGAGGCCGGCGGCGCGGUGGCGGACCCCCCCGCGGCGGCCGCGGCUGCUGUCGCCGUCCCGACCCCGACAGCGACGGGAGAGGACAGGGCCGGAAGGGUUUCACCCUCGUCCGAUAUGUGGCCGUCGUCGGCACGCGGGAAAAGGGGAUCGAACGGUGUUGGCGGGGUGGCGGCCGCAGAGGGCGGGGUCGGGGCGGCGGAGCAAUCCCGACUCGCCCUUCAGCUGUGGUGGCCGCUCCUGACGGGGUUGGCAAGAGGCGCGGGUGACCCAAGGCUAGACUGCCGCGCGGCGGCCCUUUCAACCCUCCAGGAUGUAUUGAAGGAGUUCGGAUCUGCCCCGGAGUUCUCCCUCAGGGUAUGGCCGUACCUGUUGACACGCAUCCUCCUGCCGGUGUCGCGCCUUGCGGAGAAGACUACGCCCCCGCUCGCCGCGCCAACGGCGCCGGCACCGCCUCUGGUCUCGGCGCCCUCGGCGCCAUCGACGCCCUCCCGCCACAGCAGACGGCAGGCGCAGCCGGCGACAGCGACCCCUUCUGCGCUUCCAAGCCCAGGAAGCGGCCAUUUGCGCCUUGGGCCGUCUUCCUCUUUGUCGGCGGCAUCUGGCGGCCGCGUCCCUGUAGCGAGGGCAGCUGCGGCGACUGCGGCGGCGCCUGGCCCGGCUAGCCGCGGCGUGCUCCCGCUCGACGUCGACUCGUGGGUGCACACGACCGCACCGCAGCUGUUCCGCGCGGCCGUCGCCGUCGUCUCGAGCAACGCCGAGGCCGCGGUGCCGCUGGGAGUUCCGACGCUUUUGGCGUUUUUUGAGCCCCACGUUUGUUGCCGGCGGCACCGGCAUAGCACCAGCAACGGCAGUAGUAGCCGCUUUUGUAGCGUCAGUAGUAACAGCCGUCAGCUGGGCACGGGUGUUGCUGUGAACGGCGGGCGAGAGGGAUCGGGGGAUGAAGGAGAGAGUUUAGCACGGCAAGAGCAGAGGCAUCAGGUUCAGGAGGACGCCGGAGGUGGCGGCGAGGAGACUGGACGGUGGUGGGACGGAGAGAUGCAGGCAGCGGCAGCAGCGGGGGCGGCGGUGGCGGAGGAAGCGGGAGUCCCCGGGGACGGCUUGAUGUCCCGCCUGGCCCUCGAGUCUCUGGGGCUCCUGGUGGAAGGCCUGGCCGGGCAUCAGCAGGAGAAACUCCCCGCAGCGGUCCUCGCGCACGUUUGCGACAGCCUCCUCCGUAUGCUGCGUCGUUGCCUUCCCGAGUCCUUCGGCCGGGCGGGACGCGUCGGGCGCGACGGCAGCGGAGGAGGAGGAGGACGGCAGCCCAGCCAGCAGCGCCGUCGAUCGCGCCCUCCGCGACCGGGUUUACCGGCGGACGGCGAUGUACACGGGGCGGUGGGAGGGAAGGCAAGGGGUGGUGUUCACAGCGGGAGCGCGGCGGGGCCGAUGCUGGUCGUGGACGACCUGUUGGAGUGGAGUGGCGACGGGGACGAUGGCCCGGGUGGCGGGGGCGCCGCAGGAUGGGACGGGACGGCCCUCGCCCUCGAGUUUUUGCGGCGCGAGGGGGGUAACCUCUUGGUUCGGUACUUUGUAGCGGACGGGGAAGUACAGCGAGCUAGCCUGGAAGAUCACAUGUGGAGUAGCGCGGAUGACACGGCGGCGGCGGCGGCGGCGGCAGCAGUACCUUCCUCCUCCUUCGCUCCCCCAUCCCCGUCGCAGCAUCGCGGCGGCUUCUCCGCAGAGAGUCCGAGCAGGCACACCGUCACCUCGUCCUCGUUCUCCCCCACGGCGAGUACGGGGAGCCGAGCGCAUCAGCAGGCGAGCACGCCCAGAAGCGUGGGCAGCGGCGGCGCGCGACGCCCCCUCGGUGCUGCCCCGAGGCUUCCCGCCGCCGGUGGGCUUGGGCCUCAGCACCAGCAGCGAGAGCCGGUUAACCUGGUUGCAAGCGCGGAGGCCGAGGUCAGGCAUCUCACCUCGGCGGUUCUGCUGCUGCUGCGAGGCCUUCUCUUGUUGCAGCCCGCGGAGGCUUUCGAUAGGGAGGCUGGCUGGCUGUGCCCUCGGCUGGCGGAUUUGGUUGUCGUCAGGAGUCUGGAGGUUCGGGCGGUCGUGCGGGAGCUGCUGACGAGGAUGGCGCCGCUAAUAGGGGUCCCGGGAGAGGCGUGA